Messenger RNA from Trematomus bernacchii (emerald rockcod), 1569 nucleotides. RefSeq lists its product as uncharacterized. Gene Ontology annotation, molecular function: zinc ion binding; ubiquitin protein ligase activity. Lineage: Eukaryota; Metazoa; Chordata; Actinopteri; Perciformes; Nototheniidae. The record is from RefSeq and is a predicted model, not a curated record. Bases 330 to 797 code for a protein of 155 amino acids. The transcript has 6 exons. Gene Ontology annotation, cellular component: endomembrane system.
CAUGAGGUCUCCAGUCGCGGUCCAAAUCCCAGUACCAAAUCUCCCAGUCUUUACACGGAGUGGUUAAUCCAGAUUUGGGGAAUGCUGGGCAGCACAGACUGCUGAGCCAACAAAACUGCACCUCCCUGAGGAUUUGUGGAAUCUGAGUAAAUCUGAAAAAUCUUGAUGGUUGUUUUUUCAGAGGAGUCUGACACAAGCCAACAAAAGGACUGAAUAUUAGGCUCCAAACAGAUCCAGUUUCCGGAGCUCCAGCCCACGAGCUUGGCUACCCUCCAGCCUUCUCCUGACAGGGCCUGCAUUUACUGCUGCUACCCUGGGAGUCAAAUUUCAUGCAACCAUUCCAAUGGUGUAACGGAUGCCUGUGUGGUUUGGGUUCUCAGCGCUCUGAACACUACUGCAGCAUGACGUCUGACAUCUAUCACCUCCCGCUCAAUGUAUACGUCAUUGUGCUGGGCAUCGGCCUUUUUGUCUUUAUGCUGAGCCUCAUCUUCUGCUGCUACCUUUUCAGGUUGAAACAACAAGGAACAAGGGAGCAGUUCAGCUACAAUGAGGUGGUGCUGAAGGGAGCCAGCAAGAAACUGAGCCUUCUCGGACAAACCUGUGCAGUGUGUCUGGAAGAGUUCAGGACCAGAGAUGAACUGGGAGUGUGCCCAUGCUCACAUGCAUUUCACAAGAAGUGCCUGCUCAAGUGGCUGGAGAUCCGCAGCGUCUGCCCCAUGUGCAACAAACCCAUCCUCCGGCUCCACACAGACGCUCCCCAGGGUUCAGAGGGUCCGCUGGAUCCGGAGGAGGUGUGAAAGAGCUGUGUGAGAGGAAACCGAACUCCCCUUACAGGAAACACACACAUUAAAUACACUAGGGAUGAUGGACAGCGGUCAUCUUAAAGACAUCUCACAGGAAAUGUUGAUAAUGAUCCCAAAGUGGCCGCCCUGCUGCUGACCUUUGAGCAAUACGCCUUGAAGGGAAUUGGAUAUUGACAGCGCCAAAAUGACUUGGUCAGAUCAGUCAGGGAGUGAGUGGAUGAAUAGGAUCUUUUCAUAAAAAAAAUUAGCUCCUAGUUCAACUUCCAUAUUGCACUGUUCACCAACAAAACAAAACAUGACAGGAAACAGGAGCCACAUUAGAGAGCAGGAUAUCAUUGCCACUGUCAUUGGACGACUAGUGCAGCACUGCCAGAGACAAACACUUCAGGCAUUGAGCGGGACUUCAGAGUACAGGAUCAGUAUGGAUACCUCUUAUAUCUCAGGGGUGUUACCAAUACAGCCAGCACAACCCAUGUCAAGUCACCCUAUAACCCUGUGCCACACAUGCAUCUUCAAUACUGCCAAUGUAGGUGAAACGCAGUCAGAGGUAGAGCCACGACCUCCGUCUCAAACUAAGACCAGCGGUAUUACAACCAUGGCAAUUUAAAGUAGACAAUAUUGUUACAGAGUAUGUCCCAUGCCCUUUUCCUUUUAAAAAGAGACUGAUAGAAAACUAGUCUUGCCUGUAUGUAUUGUAUGUAAACAUGUCCCUAUAUAUUGUUAUUUUGUAUUUGUUGCUUUUAAAUAAAACGUCACGUAAUGUAUU